AUCAUUUUUCCAUUCUUUUUUCCAACAGUUCUUACAUUAUUUCAAACAUAUCUUUUUUUUUUGUUUUCUUACUUACAUUACUGAACAAUGUCAUUUCUUCCCAAAACACCUAUGAAUCCUGAAUAUUAUAAUUUGGUUUUGCCUGGCAUCACGUCCAAGACACGAGAUACAGUGAACAAACUUCUCAAGGAUAAUCACGAUACCCAUCAUAUUUUCUUCAAUGACAAGAAAUUUCAUAACCAUCUCACUCAUCAUCUUCUAGCAGCUUAUUCUUUUGGUGCCAACGAAGAACGACUUGAACAAAUCUACAAGGAACAUGCCAGCUAUCAACGACCAUUACCAGCUCUCUUGGACCAACCUUUGACGCGUGAUAACUAUCACGAACACCUGGGCGAAGCAAAUGCUUAUACUAGCUUUUUAAAGUUCUUUGAAACGGAGAUUGAACAACAUGGUAUGAUGGACACUAUUCGACGAUGGAUCUGGUCUGGUGACAUGGUAGCAAGACUUUUUGGUGGGUUAUAUCAUCCUUUGAUUCAUCUUGGCUAUGGUGUUGAAUUUGAUGUUCCUGGUCUAGUAGCAGAAGGUUUAGCAUUGGCAGCAUGCACAGAAGCAAAACAUAGUUCAGUGAUCAGCGAUAGUCCUCCUCUUGCUGAUGCCAUCACCAAGGUCUCUCCCAUCUCAACGAUUCCUGUACAACAACAAAACUCAAAAGAUAGCGAUAAGAAUGUUUUACUUGAUAUUUUACAAGCGAUUCGUCAAGAUGCAUCUUUCGAUGAUACUUUAUGCAAAGAAGAUGAGGAUCCUUUUAAAACACUUUUUUCUCAAGCCUUUGUCGUGGAUAAAAUCAAGGGCUAUGCGAAUCAAUGGAAACAAGGCAAAUCGUGGACAACAAGACAAGAUAUCAGGUCUCGCUUGAAAGAAUUAUAUACAACAGCGGUGGUUAUGCAUGGUGCGACUGGGUUCCUUCCUCAUCAAGUACAUCUUGACUUUGUUUUGAUGCAUGGUUUGACGUCUUCUUACUUUAUACAUAUCUUGGUGCCUUACUUAUCUGUGGAAGAAGCUGCGUCUUUAUUACAAGCACAUUGGUUUGUGACAGUGACCUUCUUUAUCGUGGUUGGACGACCUGAGGUCAAGAUGGAUCAUUUAUUGGAGUAUGUUUCGCCCAAUUUCAAGAAUGUGGACGCUCAACUUCCUCAUCGACAAUGGUCUCGCGUCUUGGAAGCAACUGUGGAUGAAUCGGAUCAUGUUAUCAAGGCAAUCCGUGCGUGUGCUCAUGCCCAGAUUAUGUACAAUGAUGAUCCUGAUUGGUUUGAUGAUGCUCUUUAUCUCAAGGCUGCGCAAUUGACCUAUGAUUUACAUGGAAAAUGGACUUUUGGUGUUGGUUAUGAG
This is a messenger RNA of Halteromyces radiatus, 1389 nucleotides long. RefSeq lists its product as uncharacterized. The record is from RefSeq and is a predicted model, not a curated record. The annotation marks the transcript as partial. The transcript has 2 exons. NCBI's taxonomy places the organism in Eukaryota, Fungi, Mucoromycota, Mucoromycetes, Mucorales, Cunninghamellaceae. Gene Ontology annotation, molecular function: oxidoreductase activity.